GCACCAAAAAGGCCACCAAUAAAAUUCUGCUCGGGUCGGAGUAGAAGAAUCUUUUUGAAGGAGUCUAAUUUUUAUUAACGAAAUUUAAAAUUUAUUGGUCUUUUUCGUAUGUGUUAUCUUCCAUAUAUCAAUAUAUCCUGGUGAUAAAUGAUGAAGGUGUCUGUGUUAUCAUCCCCAGGAAGGUCCCUGGUGUUUGUAUUAGCAGCAUUUUUGUCAUUUGUUCCAAAUGCUUCUAUCGGCGUUGUGUUUGCUUAUACAAGAGAAGACUUCCCUUCUGAUUUUAUCUUCGGCUCCGCCACCUCUGCUAAUCAGGUAGAAGGAGCAACAUUUGAGGAUGGAAGAACUGCUAGUCUAUUUGACACUUACUUUCAUGAUGGUGCGGAUAGUGGAUACACAAUGGAUGCCAUGUGUGAUCAAUAUCAUAAAUACAAGGAUGAUGUUCAACUAAUGGUACGAACAGGAUUAGAUGCAUAUAGAUUCUCAAUCUCAUGGUCAAGGCUGAUCCCAUAUGGAAGAGGACCCAUUAAUCCAAAAGGUGUUGAAUAUUACAAUAAUCUUAUCAACGAAUUAAUCAAAUAUGGAAUUCAACCUCACGUAACAUUGCUACAUUUUGAUCUCCCACUACAACUUGAGGAGAAUUACACUUCACAAGGAUGGCAAGACCAACAAUUUGUGGAAGACUUCACCAAAUAUGCAGAUGUGUGCUUUGAAUUGUUUGGAGAUAGAGUUUUACAUUGGACAACAAUCAAUGAGCCUAAUUGCUAUUCUUUUGUUUUAAAUGCAAAAACACCAAAAGUUAUUAAUGUAGCUCACAAACUAUUGAUAGGGCAUGCAUCAGUGGCCAAUCUAUACAGAGAAAAGUACAAGGCAACUCAACAUGGAUUUGUGGGUCUGAAUAUUUGUGCAAACUGGUGUCUUCCCGAAGGAGAUGAUGAAGAAGAUUUGAUAGCUACUCAAAGAGUCAACAAGUUGAUUGGUUGGUUUAUUGAUCCCUUACUGUUUGGAGAUUAUUCUGAUUUUAUGAAGCACUUGUUGGGGAAUGAACUUCCAUUAAUCACGAAGCAAGAAUCUGAGUUACUAAUUAAAGGUUCAUUUGACUUUAUUGGUCUAAAUAUCUACAAAGCUAUAGCAAUCAAACAUAAUCCAACCAAAGGGAAUUUGGCAGCUACUUGUAGCAGUAAGAAUGUUGGAGGAAAGUUUAUCCAAGGUGUGCUCGCAUAUUUUAAGCAGGUUUAUGGCAAUCCUCCCAUCUACAUACAUGAAACUGGUUUGAGGACAUUUCACAAUACGUCUCUAAAGGACUCAUCAAGAGUUGAUUAUCUAAGUGCUUGCAUAGAAAGCUUAUAUGAGGCUCUAAGGAAUGGAUCAAACGUGAAGGGCUUUUUUCAAUGGUCGUUCUUUGAUUUGUAUGAGUUAUUAGGAGGAGGCUAUACCUAUAGCUUUGGCCUCUAUUAUGUAGAUUUUGAUGACCAAGAUCGGAAAAGAUACCCCAAGUCCUCGGCACAAUGGUACUCUACAUUUUUAAAAGGAAAUGUGACAUUAAAUCCCUUAGACUUGAAGGGCAUUUCAAAUUUGGAGUUAUCAAGGAAAGAAAGACAUUUGUCACAAGUAAAUACAACCUUGAAGAUGAAUCAACAAAUCUACGAUAUGUUUCAAUGUCUUGCUUAACUUUUCGACUUGGAUUAUGAAUAUUAUGCAAGCUGGUAUAAAUACCUUAUAUUGUAAACGGCUUAUGCAAUAACUUUAUACAUAUUUUUGUAUGACGCGAUUUCACCGUGAAAUGUGUCUUAUAUUUUAGUUAAAUACUCAAAUAAUAAAAACUUUUAGCAUAUAAAUUUCUGUUUU
Messenger RNA from Amaranthus tricolor (Joseph's coat), 1845 nucleotides. RefSeq names its product cyanidin 3-O-glucoside 5-O-glucosyltransferase (acyl-glucose)-like. Bases 148 to 1668 code for a protein of 506 amino acids. The record is from RefSeq and is a predicted model, not a curated record. The transcript is spliced from 13 exons. NCBI's taxonomy places the organism in Eukaryota, Viridiplantae, Streptophyta, Magnoliopsida, Caryophyllales, Amaranthaceae. Gene Ontology annotation, biological process: carbohydrate metabolic process. Gene Ontology annotation, molecular function: beta-glucosidase activity.